AUGGAUCUGUUCUCGCUGAAAGGCCGAACUGCCCUGGUGACCGGAGGCACCCGUGGCAUUGGGCAAGCCAUGGCAAUUGCACUGGCCGAAGCAGGAGCCGACAUUGUAUUAGUGCAGCGGGACACCAGCAACCUUGGUACAAAAGAGCAGAUUGAGCAACUGGGUCGAAAAGUCAGCAUUUACACGGCCGACCUGGCUUCGCAGCAGUCUGUUUCCCAGCUGGUGGCGACAGUCAUCCAGGGUGGACAUGAUAUUGAUAUCCUGUUGAACUGCGCUGGGAUUCAACGACGCCAUCCAAGUCAUCUUUUCCCCGACAACGACUGGGAUGAGGUCCUUCAAGUCAAUCUCACGACUGUUUUCACACUCUGCCGCGACGUCGGUGCAUACAUGCUCACUCGCACCCCCAACUCCUCAGGUCAACGCGGGAGCAUCAUCAACAUCGCAUCCCUCGUCUCUUUCCAAGGCGGUCUCACUGUCCCCGCCUACGCCGCAGCUAAAGGAGGAGUCGCACAGCUCACCAAGGCCCUCUCAAACGAGUGGGCAUCCAAGGGGAUCAAUGUCAACGCCAUUGCACCUGGAUACGUUGCGACAGACAUGAACACGGCGCUGAUUCAGGAUAAGGAGCGGGCGGCGAGUAUUCUUGCGCGGAUUCCUGCUGGGCGUUGGGGGAAUCCGGAUGAUUUCAAGGGUUCGGUGGUGUAUUUGGCCAGCCGGGCCAGUGCGUAUGUUAGUGGUGAAGUGCACACGGUGGAUGGAGGGUGGAUGGGGCGGUAG
Molecule: messenger RNA, 774 nt
Organism: Penicillium daleae
Lineage: Eukaryota; Fungi; Ascomycota; Eurotiomycetes; Eurotiales; Aspergillaceae
Exons: 3
Coding region: 1-774 (257 amino acids)
Molecular function (GO): oxidoreductase activity, acting on the CH-OH group of donors, NAD or NADP as acceptor
Source: RefSeq, a predicted model, not a curated record